AUGACAAAAUUCAAAGAAGCUAAAACAUAUAGUGACCAGGAAAGAAAGAUGCUAAUAAACUCAAGUGAUAAGCAAGAACAACAAAAACAACCGAUUUCGUCAAAAGAACCACUAAAUAAAACAAAUAAAACAAUACGCGUUGUAUUCAUAGCAUUGUUACUUGAUAUUCUAGCAUUCACAAUUAUUUUGCCAUUGUUCCCACGGCUGUUAAAAGAUUAUCAAGAACGAGAAGGUGGUGAUGAAACAACAAUAUUAUCAUUUUUUCUACAACAAAUAGAGUUAUUUAAAAAAAUUAUUGGUGGUGAUGAAACUGGUCAACAUGGCAAUCCAAAAUGGGAUAUUGUUUUACUAGGUGGUGCGAUAGGCUCAUUAUAUUCGUUUUUACAGUUUGUCGCGUCACCGGUAAUUGGCGUGUUCUCUGAUCGAUAUGGUCGACGGAAGACAUUAUUAGUUACAAUGAUUGGAAAUAUAUUGUCGACAAUUUUGUGGUUAUUCGCUAAAUCAUUUGGGUGGUUCGUAUUAGCGAGAAUAGUGGGAGGUCUGUGUGAAGGUAAUGUACAAUUAUCGAUCGCGAUUGUAUCGGAUGUUACGACGCGCGAGACUCGAUCAAAAGGAUUGGCGUUGGUUGGUAUUGCAUUUGCUGUUUCAUUUACAAUUGGCCCUGCUAUCGGUGCAUAUUUUGCGUCGAGAGAUCUAGCACAGCUUUUUCCUCAACUAGUUGAAUGGGGUCUUAGUCCGUAUUCAGCACCCGCGUUCGUCUCACUAAUAUUACUUUGCGUAGAAACUUUAUACUUGUAUAUUGCACUGCCUGAAACAACAAAUCUUGGAAAAUCGCAAAAGAAUAGCCUCAAUUCAUCCACAAAUGGAACGUUAAAAGAAAACCACAACAAAAUCACCACAUUAAUACCCCCAAAAUACGAGCAUCGCAAAAAAACCCUCCGAAUUCUAAAUUGGCUUCACUUUCUAUACCUCUUCUUUUUCGCUGGCAUGGAAUUUUCCCUUACCUUUCUGACGUUCGAUCUAUUCGAUUUCACAAACAUGCAAAACGGCAAACUAUUGGGCUAUAUUGGCGUGUUGUCGGCUCUAAUACAGGGUGGAUACGUGAGACGUCGUGCGCACAUUGUCGGCGAAAAGUAUUUAGUGGCGCAGGGAGUGGCAGCGUGUGCUGUUGGGCUAGGUGUUAUUGCUUUUCUUACGAAAAGUGUGAAUGGUGUCACUUGGCUUUACGUAGGUGCCACUUUCUUAGCGGUCACAUCGGCUACCGUUCGAGUUCAUUCAUCGUCGUCAUCAUCUUAUUCAUUAACAAAAGGAAAAGAACUCGGUGCGUUCCGAUCCUUCGGUCAAUUGGGUCGAGCAUCCGGCCCUAUAGCAGCGUGUAGUCUAUAUUGGAUGAAAGGAUCUGAAAUAUGUUAUGGUGUUGGUGCAUUUGCAAUGCUAAUCAUACUCACGAUUGUUAUUCUUAAAGCUCCAAAUAUUGAUGAUGCAAAGUUGAAAAAAAACGUAUAA
Molecule: messenger RNA, 1506 nt
Organism: Ambispora leptoticha
Lineage: Eukaryota; Fungi; Glomeromycota; Glomeromycetes; Archaeosporales; Ambisporaceae
Source: the annotation of a GenBank genome assembly